UUGUGCUAUUGUUUCGAAAAUAUAUUAAGACAAUUAUUUCCUAUCAUUUAUUCAGAAUCAUUCAUUCUUGUCAAUAUAAGAUAAAAUGGAGUCAAUAGGACGAAUGGAUGAUUCUUAUUGUCAUAAUAAAGCAUUAGACAAUGAAGAAUACGCCAAAACUUCAGUAAAAAAUAGAAAAUUGCAAGAAUUUUUAAGGAAAAUAAGAAAGAAUUCUAUUAUUAAUAAUUUAAAAAAGUUAUUCGUGGAGAAAAAAGAUUUGCCUGAAGUCUUAGAUGAAUCAAAGACUCUAGAAAAAUCGGAAGCUGAAAUAAUUGAAAUAUCUUCCAUAGAAAAAGAGAGCAAUAAACCUUUUAAUUCUCCUAUUACUUUUCCUGAUUUUAAUUUUAAUCCAGAAUUUGACAUUAGUUGGGAUGAAAUAAAGAGAACCAUCGAUGAAGAAGACGAAAAAAUGAAUUGGAAGAUUUCGGAAAUGAUGUGCAAUUCCAAAUAUAACGUUCAGAAAGAAGUUCAAGUGGCUGCUGAACCGUUUCGAGUAAUGGAUAUAAAGCCUGUUCGUAGCGUUAUAUACGAGGAAAGUGUUUCAGUUUGUGAAGAAUUGGAAACUGGAGAUCAAGAGAUCGUUAAACUAACUGAUAAACCUUGGAACGAUCUCGAUUCAAAUAUAUUAAUUGAAUUUCCUGGUGGUGAUGACUAUUCAGAAAAACAUCAUUUGAAUAACAGCCUGGAUAUUCAAGAAUUAAACGAUGGUGAUGAUGAUUACAAUCAUACACUACCAGAUACAUCAGAAGAAAAAGAAAAUACUUUCAAGCUAAAUCAAAUGUGUCAUAAUUUGAUGAAUUUUUCUAAUUUUCUCGAGUCAUUAGAACAUAGGAUCAAAGAUAAAAAUCCUUCCUAUAAAAUAACAGAAGGAAAUUCGCUAAGAUAUUCGAAAAGCACAUGUAAAACCAAAGGAGCCACAUUACCAAAUUACCAGAAUUGCUUUAACACAUUUAAAAAUUUACGUAAGAUUCAUAAAUCUAAAUCCAGAAUUAAUCAAGAUAUUAAAGUAACACAGAGGUUAAAUGUUAUAGAGGAAAUGGAUGAAGAAACCGAUUUUUUACGUAAAUACAAUUGAAAAUUUCAAGAAAUUUUAAUGAAUCUUAUAGUAAAGUUUGUUAUAAUGCCUUAGAAUGCCGUUCUUUUCAAUAUUGGCAAGUGAAAUGCUGUAAUAAAUUAUUCACUUUCUUAAAUGCUAAAUACAAUU
Molecule: messenger RNA, 1243 nt
Organism: Centruroides sculpturatus (bark scorpion)
Lineage: Eukaryota; Metazoa; Arthropoda; Arachnida; Scorpiones; Buthidae
Exons: 3
Coding region: 86-1114 (342 amino acids)
Source: RefSeq, a predicted model, not a curated record